AUGGCCAACAGGACAAUUGAUUCUUUUUUCAAGAAAAGACGCCUAGAACCAAAUGGAAGUGGUGAAAUUCCUUGUCCUCUUCGUGAUUCUUCUCCUAAGCAUCAAACAAAGAAAUUUUGUAGAGCUGAAUCAUUAGAGUUUGAUAUUUCAUCCAUAGAACGUGAUCCUGGAAAGAGAAAAUCCAUUUGGAAAUAUCUAGAGCAUCAAAGGGAUGAGGUACGGAGAGCAUAUAUUAAGUUUGGGCCAUACCAACCUGAGCUUCCGAUUGAAUCAAUGGUUGUUGACAAGAAGGGCCGACGUUUCCUUUUCUCUUGGUAUAAAUUGUUUCCAGAUUGGUUGGAAUUUUCUCCAACAAAGAAUGCUGCCUUUUGUCUUCCUUGCUCACUUUUUUCCAAGCCAACGGACCGUUUUGGAUCAAUGGCCUUCACAACUAGUGGAUUUAGAUCUUGGAAGAAGGUAAAUGAUGGAAAAAAUUGUGCUUUUUUAAAUCACAUUGGAAAAGAUCCUAACUCAUCACACAAAGUGGCAAUGCAAUGCUAUCAUGAUUUGGGAAACUCAUUGCAACAUCUUGACAAAAUUAUUGAGAAGCAAAAUUCUGAGCAGGUUGCAAAAAAUCGGUUGCAACUUCAAGUUUCCAUAGAUGUUGCAAAAUGGUGUGCAUUUCAAGCGGUGGCUUUUAGGGGUCAUGAUGAAAGUUUAGAUUCUAACAAUCGAGGUAAUUUUAUUGAGUUGAUCAAGCAUGUGUCUUCUUAUAAUGAAAAAGUGGCUGCUGUGGAGAUAUUGUCCAUUUGGUCGAUCAAGAUACAAAAGCAUAUUCGAGAGGAGAUUAGUGAUUCAAAAUUUUCUAUACUUGUUGAUGAGGCUCAAGAUAGAUCAAAAAGAGAGCAAAUAGCUAUUGUUCUUAGAUUUGUGGACAAGCAAGGCUAUAUUCGAGAGAGAUUUUUUGACAUUGUUCAUGUGCACGAAACCAAUUCCUUGACUUUGAAGAAGGAGAUAUGUGAUGUCAUUUCUUGCCAUAAUCUUAGUGUGCAAAACAUUCGUGGCCAAGGAUAUGAUGGAGCUAGUAACAUGCGUGGAGAAUGGAAUGGACUGCAAACAUUAUUUAUUCAGGAGUGCCCCUAUGCAUAUUAUAUUCACUGUUUUGCUCAUCGACUGCAAUUAACAUUGGUAGCAACAUCUCAAGAGGUAAUUCCUGUGGAACAAUUCUUUACAAACUUAUCUCUUCUUAUAAAUUUAGUUUCAUCUUCUUGCAAACGGGUGGACCAACUUAGAGUUGCUAGAGCUGCUAGAAUUGCUGAAUUGAUUGCUAUUGAUGAACUUGAGACUGGUAGGGGUCAGAAUUAG
Coffea eugenioides is the source of this 1344-nucleotide messenger RNA. RefSeq names its product zinc finger MYM-type protein 1-like. The coding region runs from base 1 to 1344 and encodes 447 amino acids. The record is from RefSeq and is a predicted model, not a curated record. NCBI's taxonomy places the organism in Eukaryota, Viridiplantae, Streptophyta, Magnoliopsida, Gentianales, Rubiaceae. The transcript is spliced from 2 exons.